This is a messenger RNA of Epinephelus lanceolatus (giant grouper), 544 nucleotides long. Lineage: Eukaryota; Metazoa; Chordata; Actinopteri; Perciformes; Serranidae. The record is from RefSeq and is a predicted model, not a curated record.
UUUAUUUUGAAAGCGCACUUCCGGUAGGAUAAACAGACAAAGCUUCAUACGGUAGCUCCAGAGAAAGGUCAGAAGAGAUCUUGAGACCAGUAACAAGACAUGGGUCUAGCAGGGACAACUGCCGCCAUUGUGGGAGGUGCAGUGGUUGCUACGGUCGGGGCUCCUGUUGUUCUGGGAGCCAUAGGUUUCACCUCAGGAGGAAUAGCAGCAGGCUCAUAUGCAGCCAGCAUGAUGUCGUCAGCUGCAGUUGCUAACGGAGGAGGAGUGGCAGCAGGAAGUCUGGUGGCUACUCUGCAGGCGGCAGGUGCAGCUGGUCUGUCAGGAGCUGCCACUGCAGCUGUGGCCGGCACUGGAGCAGCAGUGGGAUGGCUCACAAGCUUCUUCCGCUGAAAAUCAUGAUGGCUCAAGAUGCAUUUCCAGUAUUUUUACUUUUGCCAAAUGAAGAUUUCUGCAAAUCACAUCUGAUAAUUUACCAAAUGGCACUUUUGAUUUCAGACAACUGAAAGGUGUUGUGCAAUAAAUGUGUUAAUUGUAAAAAAAAAAA